This is a messenger RNA of Fusarium sp. VM40, 1605 nucleotides long. The record is from the annotation of a GenBank genome assembly. Lineage: Eukaryota; Fungi; Ascomycota; Sordariomycetes; Hypocreales; Nectriaceae.
AUGCCCGGCGACGACAAUUCUGCUUCAACACGCCCAACAGCACGUCGCAAAGAUCCAGCUUGUGGUACAUGUCGCAAGAAAUGUCGAAAAUGCGAUCGCAAACGUCCCAUUUGUGAUAGAUGUCGCACCAAAGGGCUUCACUGCGAAGGAUAUCCGCCUCGAUUUCAAUUCCAGGAGACAUUGACUAUAUCUCCCGGUCAGGAUUCUCAGGAAGCACCUCCAGAUAUUGCCGAUGCUUCGCCUCCGCAGAUAGUAGAGGAGGACCCCAUUACGGGAUCGCUGGACGCGUCGGAUACAACUGCGUUGGGCUUUGCUUUACAACAGGCAGUCCUUGACCCUUCCGUUCUAGCUCUGACAUCUCCGCUUUCGUCUGCAACACCCACUUUGUCGCCACCGAUUGAAAGCUUUGAUGGUCGAGUGACUGGAAACUCUGACCUCGAGAACGAUAUCCUCACAAAUCAACACAUCAUUGAUUACUUCGAUCUUACCCUCAGCGAACAUUUUAUAAUCCAUGUCCAAGGCUUGGACAACCCUUUCAAACAAUACAUACUUCCACUUGCCUACCAGAAUCAAGGAAUUCUCCAUGCUUUGCUAGGGUUGUCAGCAUGCCACAUGCACAACACUGGUAGCUAUCAUAGUUCAGGCCUUGUCACUGUGUCGCUUGGGUACAGGUUGUCUGCAAUACGAUCGCUUGCGACUCUCUUGGCGAAGGAGGAAACAUCAGUACUCACGCAUAUUGAAGAGGAAUAUGUCUUGGCUAUGGUAUUGUUGCUCGUCCUACACGAUGUAUGCGAAUCUGGUAUCUCCACGCAUGGAGCCCACUUGACCGGUGUGUCAUUUCUUUGCAAACGAAUGGCUUGUCGAGAUGACUUCUCAACGCGUUCCAAGGCCGGCAUGUUUUUGAUCUCUGCACUAUCGUGGCUAGACAUGCUGCGAGGCUUCAGCGGCGCAGAAAAGCUCACCUACUCCACAGAAGUGCGCGAAUGCGUUCGCGACCACGGUAGUCUUAGCUUGCACACGCUCGUCGGCUGUCCACCCGUUAUCUUCUUCAAGAUCGGUCAAGUCUUAGAAGCAGGCAAGGAGUUCUUAGCGGGAGACCUACCGCUGGAGGACUUUGAACGUUUACUCGAUGGAGCAGAAAGAUUCUUUCGCGGUUGGGAUCCUGAGCAAGCGGUUUAUCCUACAACUCAUCCAGAAUGGCGCCAACUCGCUGAAGCAUACAGACACGCCUGCCUUCUUCGGGUGAUGCGGUUCCCAGAUGCCUUUGCUAUCUCCUGUGAAGACCCUCGUAUCAAGACAUCCGUCGCAGCUGUUCUCGACAUUUGCGCGACCAUGCCCAGGGACAGUGUCUUUUACAAACGACUAUUGUUUCCCUUGUUUUUAGCGGGAGCAGAUACUUGUUCGCCGCACCAGAUAGACUAUGCCAGUUGGUGCAUAAGCGAGAUCAAGCAUUCCACUGGCUUUGAGCAUCCAGCUAUGACUGAAGUUUUGACCAAAGUCUGGGAGGCGAGGCGGACUAAUCCCCACGGCUGGUCGAAUAUUCCUUGGAUGGAGUUUACUUGUUCUGAGCUUUUGCGUUCUCAGCACGCGUAUCUAUUCUUUUGA